AUGGACGGAUGUUUUCGAGUCAUUGGUUAUCCGGAUUGGUGGCCAGGAAAUAAAAAAGAAGAUGAGAAACCAGAGGAAGAAGACGAGGACAACAACAACAGAGUGGUGGACCAGGAUCCAAUCAUGGAAGAGGUGGAGACAAGAACGGUGGAUACAGGCGGCACAAGACUUCACAACUUGAGCGAUGAGAUCCGGAAGACUGUGAUUCUCAUGUUGAAUUCCCAGAGAAUAAACCCGAAUCGGAAGAUGGAUAGUAAGAUCGAAAACUCAUCCUGGAUCAUAGACUCUGGAGCUACCAAUCAUGUGACAGGUAAUCCGGAAGAACUGAGCAAUAAGCAAGACAUUCCUAUGUGUCCGGUUCCUUGCAACAAUUACCAUAGGAACCGAACUAAAAACUUUUCGGAGGGAAUGAAAGAGGAACAUUGGAAAACAACCACGCACCAAGAGAUCCAAGCAUUGGAGGAUAAUGGAACAUGGACACUAGAAACUAUGCCACCGGAUAAGAAAGCACUCAGAUGUAGAUGGGUGUACAAAAUCAGGUACAACUCCGACGGCAAGAUCGAGCGAUAUAAAGCUCGUUUGGUCAUCUUCGGAAAUAAACUGGAGGAAGGAAUUGACUACAACAAAAAAUUUUCUUCGGCUGCUAAGGUAGUAACCAUUUGGACCUUCUUAGCAAUUGCGACUGCGCGAAAUUGA
This is a messenger RNA of Lycium barbarum (goji berry), 696 nucleotides long. RefSeq lists its product as uncharacterized. The record is from RefSeq and is a predicted model, not a curated record. The transcript is spliced from 3 exons. Lineage: Eukaryota; Viridiplantae; Streptophyta; Magnoliopsida; Solanales; Solanaceae. Bases 1 to 696 code for a protein of 231 amino acids.